This is a messenger RNA of Populus euphratica (Euphrates poplar), 1134 nucleotides long. RefSeq lists its product as uncharacterized. The transcript is spliced from 8 exons. Bases 1 to 1134 code for a protein of 377 amino acids. Lineage: Eukaryota; Viridiplantae; Streptophyta; Magnoliopsida; Malpighiales; Salicaceae. The record is from RefSeq and is a predicted model, not a curated record.
AUGCCGCCGUAUCUCCUAGGUCAAGGAGUUUUCAGUUUUAUUGAUGGCUCCAACAUAUGUCCAUCUCCAUAUGUUCUUGCUAGAGAUGAUAUCUCUUUUAAGGAUCUUCAACAGGGUGAUGAAUCAGUAACUCAAUUUAUGCAAAAAGUUAAGGCCUUGUUUGAUGAAUUGGCCACUGAUGCCACAGCAGGGACCGCUUUGAUGGUGGCUGGCAGCCCAACCAGUCUAGCAGUAGAGGUAAUUGUUUUACUAGCUCCAGACCUAAUCACUACAGCUUCCAAAGCUCCUCCUUCGAUGACAGUCAACAAGGCAUAUGGCAGGCAACGAGGUUAUGGCCAACAAUCUAUUGCCAAUCUGGUGCAGCGCAAUCUCUCCUCAAUAAGUUUCGUUGAUUGGUUUUUUGAUAUCGGUGCCAAUCAACACGUCAUACCUGAUCUUGCCACCUUGAUUGCUUCAGAACCGUAUCUUGGUAAUGAUAAUUUGUAUGCUGAUGAUGGUUCAGCUCAUCAAUUGGUUUCAUAUCGUCCUCGUCUUGAAGCACUCUCUAGUUCCUCCUCUACUUCGCUUUUCUUGGCCAAUGUUCCUGCAAAUUCGAUCUCUGCUUACAGCCCCUCCUCUGCUGACAAGUUUGUGGUUGCGGUUGCUUCUUCAUCAUCUUAUCCAACUAGUCUGCAACUUCUGGUACCGAGAGCAUGGUACACUCAUUUAAGUGAUUUUUUGCUCUUCAUUGGUUUUCGGGCUUCUAAGGUUGACACCUCUCUAUUUAUCUUAUCUGAUGGUACUAAUAUCUUUUAUCUCCUGGUAUAUGUUGAUGAUAUUCUACUUAUGGUUUUCAUACUACUCGAGGUUCCUCUUUUGCUGUACAUGGAUUUACAGAUACAGAUUGGGCUGAUAGUAUUGACGAUCGUUCCCUCAAUUUCUGCUCCUACCAUUUGGUGUGAUAAUCUUGGUGCGACCUGUCUCUUAGCAAAUACUAUCUUCCAUGCUCGUACUAAGCAUGUUGAAGUAGAUUAUCAUUUUAUCCGCGACCGUGUUACCAAGAAAGAGAUUCAGAUUUGUUUUAUUCCUUCUUGGGGUCAACUUACCGAUGUCUUCACUAAGGCGCUUCCUGUUGCAUCCUUUACUGCUUUUUAG